GAAACUGCUGUGAGCCGAGGCCCGGAAGUCCGAUGCUGGUUGGUGAGCGCAUGUGCAGCGCGUUCUCCGCGGAGCUGAACCCGGGCGAGUAGAGAGCUGUCAGAUAAGAGAGCUGUCAGAUACUAUAGCCAUAUGAAGUUGAACAUGGCAGAAGAAGAGGACUAUAUGUCUGAUUCCUUCAUUAAUGUCCAAGAAGAUAUCAGACCAGGAUUGCCAAUGCUAAGGCAAAUCCGAGAAGCCCGUCGAAAAGAAGAAAAGCAACAGGAAGCCAAUUUGAAAAACAGGCAGAAGAGUUUAAAAGAAGAAGAACAAGAAAGACGUGACAUUGGGUUGAAGAACGCACUAGGCUGUGAAAACAAAGGGUUUGCGUUGCUGCAAAAGAUGGGCUAUAAAAGUGGUCAGGCACUUGGCAAGAGUGGGGGUGGUAUUGUUGAACCGAUUCCUCUCAAUAUCAAAACAGGGAAAAGUGGCAUUGGUCACGAGGCAUCAUUAAAACGGAAAGCAGAGGAAAAAUUGGAAAGCUACAGAAAAAAGAUACACAUGAAAAACCAAGCUGAAGAAGAAGCUGCAGAACAGUUUCGAAUGCGACUUAAAAAUAAGCAAGAUGAAAUGAAGCUAGAAGGAGAUCUCAGAAGAAGCCAGCGAGCCUGUCAACAAUUGGAUGCCCAGAAAAAUAUUCAGGUUCCCAGGGAAGCAUGGUACUGGUUGAGGCUUGAAGAGGAGACUGAAGAAGAUGAAGAAGAAAAAGAACAGGAUGAAGAUGAAUAUAAGAGUGAAGAUUUAAGCGUACUGGAAAAAUUACAAAUAUUGACUAGUUAUUUAAGAGAAGAACAUCUGUAUUGUAUUUGGUGUGGAACAGCCUAUGAAGAUAAAGAAGACCUAUCUUCAAAUUGUCCAGGACCAACUUCUGCAGAUCAUGACUAAGAUUAUCCCCAAUAAAGCAGAAGAAUUUUUUUAUGCCAGUAAAGAAAGAGGGACUUUAUAUAAUGUUUUGUUCUUUUUGUACCUUAGAAUAUGAGUGUUCACUGACUUGAAAAAAAUAAUGCAAUGGCAUUUCAGAACACAAGUAUCAUAGAGAUGGAUAGUUACAAUUUAUUGCUGUAUUGUGAUACAUGAGGGGUUUAAGGACACCAACAGGUAACCAUCUUAUUCCCCUCUUCACUUUAGAACAAAUUGAGAGAUAAGAAAUGGGAGCCAGAGGAAGAGAAAAAUAUCCACUUUAUCAGUGAAUAAACUGAAAUAGAGAAGAAGGUUGACUUUUUCUCCAGUUAAACACUCUAAUAUUUCUCCCUGAUUGGAGAGAACAGCGGGUCUCUGUCUUGUUGGAGCAGAGCCCAUCUUUGCAUUCUGAGACCAGUUAGCUUUCAAGGUCAGGGAAACCACCAGGGACUGGACCACAGAUGCUUAGUUCCUUCUUUUAUCACCUGUGGGAUGAGACAGUUCUCUGUUGGGAAGGAAUGAAUGAGGGUUCAGAGAGCUUUUUCCUACACUUCUUGCUUUGAAAGGGCGAGGAGGGGAAAAGUAUUCCCCUCAAUAAGGCUGAUGUCAGAGGCAAUGUUCCACCAGUACUACUAAAUUCUAAUCCAUUUUACAAACAAAAUAACUGUGAUAAUUUCUGGUAAAAUCAUGAGUUUUCAUGACAAUGUCUGCAUCCAUUAUAUGUGAUCUGUUGGAAGUUUUGGCUAGAGAAACUUAAGAAUUGUGAGGAAACUCAAAUAUCGUGUGAUUCCAGUACUUACUGAAUUUGGAAACCCCUUGAUAGCAUUCCCAGCAAGUGAUAGUUCAACCUUUGCCUUUAUUCUUCUAGCCACAGGGAGCUCACUGCUUUAAAACCAUUCCAUUACUGGGUAGCUCUAAAUUGUUUUCAUUGUUUUCUCUUAAACUGAAAUCUGCUUCCCUGUAAUUUUACUGAAUACAGCUGACAUACCAUGUGGCAUACUAUGAAAGAGCUCCAUCCAGGGUGAGGCAUCAAAAUCAUGAACGUUUUUAAAAGUUCAUAUGCUCAGGUGUCUCUCCUAGUGAUUGAUUUUGAUUCAUCUAGUCUAAGGUGGUUCUGGAUGUCUGUAUUUAUUUUGAAGUCCCAAGAAUGAGUCAUAAGCACCUGAGGAUAAGAACUAGCGCUGAGAUUAAGUAUGGAGCACCACCAUUCUUUGGAUAGAGUUGUGAUCACCUGUGUGAUUUUAUAGCUCACCUUUUAGUUGGAUUGAGCAAGAGAACAACCCCUUUUAUUAGAAACAGCAUACAUAAGAAGAUCGCAAAAACUAACCUACACUUGCUAGGGUAAGAUAAUCAGUAGUAAAACUUGUAUUAAUCUCUUAGUACAACUUGUAUUAAUCUCUGACUUAAUAUUACCUAAUUCACUUUUCAAGCUUAACUUGGGGAGCUUUACAAAAUAAUAAUAAAAGGGUCCCAUCCCAAGAGAUUCUGAUGCCAUUAGUCACUGUGACUUGGGCAUCACUGCCCUUGAUUCUAAAAUGCAGCCUAGCUUGAGCCACUAAUCUAGUUAACUUCUGGGCCUCAGUCUCCAGAAAACUAAUUAUUUUUAUGAAUGUAAAUAUAUAUAUAUAAUAUUUUAAGUUUAUAUGGUUGGAUGCUAUUGUUUAAUACUUACUUUUUUGUUUUAAAAAAAAAUUAUAAAAUUGGCUGAGCGCAGUGGCUCACUCCUGUAAUCCCAGCACUUUAGGAGGCCAAGGCAGGCAGCUCACUUGAAGCCAAGAGUUCGAGACCAACCUGGCCAACAUGGUGAAACCCCUCUCUACUAAAAAUACAAAAAUUAGCUGGGCGUGGUGGCGCACGCCUGUAAUCCCAGCUACUCAGAAGGCUGAGGCAUGAGAAUUGCCUGAACCUGGGAGGCAGAGGUUGCAGUGAGCUGAGAUCAUGCUACUGCACUCCAGUCUGGGUGACAGAGCAAGACCCUGUCUCAAAAAAUAUAUAUACAUAUAUAUAUAUGUAAUUUUAUUAGUAGCUAUUAAUAAAACAGAGGAGUACAUUUUACCCUUGCAAUUACAGUCAAUACUUUGGUGUCAUUUCAGCCAACAUACCAACAUUCAGCCAAAUCCCAAAGCCAAAUGGAUAAUUUCAGAUGGAAUGGAGUUAGACAGGAACUGGCUUCCCUUUCUCCUCUUACUGACUAUGAGGACAACCCACACCUGCUCAGUGGCCUAAAAUAUUUUAAAUAUGUUCAUGACAAUGAUGCUGCGAAUGCCAGAAUAACACCGAUGGAACCCAUGACUUCACCAGGAUUGUGGUCUCCAUUUACAGGCCUAGGACUAGAACUAGACCAGCUUACAGAGUGGGAAAUAUCCCUCCAUUCUUGUCCACUGAAGGAUAAAAAUACAGGCAUUCAGCCAGGUGCGGUGGUGCAUGCCUUUGGUCCCAGCUACUCAGGGGCCUGAGGUGGGGAAUCCUUUGAGCCCAGGAGUUUGAAACCAGCCUGGGCAACACAGUGAGAGACCUCCAUCUUAAGGAGAAAAAAAAAAUCAGGUUUUCAAUAUGAGUAAAAACUUAUUUUUAGGCCUUUUAUGACUUUAUAAAUAGGCAAUAAUGAACACCGAGGGAAGCAAAACAUUGAAAAGAAUUUUAAAAUUUGUUGUAGAACAUUCAUAUGAAAUUUGAAACUGCAAAACAAUGUAAAAUGUCUUGUUGUCGUUUACGUUUGUAUAUAUUGUGCUAUGUCUAUUUUCAAAGUCCUAUCUAGAAAUUCUAAAAUGUCUUAUUUUCUUAAUUAAAAAUCCAGAAUACUGCAGUUUCAGAAAUUCAAAAUAAAUACUUUAACAUACCAAAUUGGUUUUUCUAACAAACAUUUAUUUCAAUUGUUA
Molecule: messenger RNA, 3818 nt
Organism: Piliocolobus tephrosceles (Ugandan red Colobus)
Lineage: Eukaryota; Metazoa; Chordata; Mammalia; Primates; Cercopithecidae
Gene: GPATCH11
Product: G-patch domain containing 11
Exons: 9
Coding region: 133-924 (263 amino acids)
Cellular component (GO): kinetochore
Molecular function (GO): nucleic acid binding
Source: RefSeq, a predicted model, not a curated record